UGUAAAAUAAAUUGGCGGGCGAGGCGAACCCUCCCACCCCCAUACCCAUUUUCCACUUCCCCUACCAAACCCAAAACUCAACUUUACUUUCCCAAACUAUCCCCGCGCUUCCUCUCCAUCUACUACUCCUUGCCGCUACCGCCGCUACCACCGCUACCCAUGGAUCAGGACAACCAGAGGGGCCAGCCCUCCGCUUCCACACGAAGCUUGAAGCGGAAGCUGGAGCCUGAAUUCGAACACCCAAACGAGGAGAGUGGGGAGCGCAAGGUUCUCGUUCUUGAGCAGCCCCGCCACUGCUUGGCUCCCCAGGACCACAACCUUGUCCCAGAGAUACUUGCCCACGUGAAUCUCCUCCAUUCUACUUUCUCUUCCGCCGAAGCCGAUCGCUCCGCCGCCAGGCGUGCCACUGUUUUCCUCUCCCAACUCGCGGAAAACGAGGACAUGGUAAACGUGAUAGUGGACUGUGGAGCUGUUCCAGCUUUGGUAAAGCAUCUCCAGGCACCGGCGGUGGUAAAAGGCUGCAGCAGUCCGAGGCCUUAUGAGCAUGAGGUGGAGAAAGGAAGCGCUUAUGCACUUGGACUUCUCGCUGUCAAACCAGAACAUCAACAACUCAUAGUUGAUGCUGGAGCUCUACCACAUCUUGUGGAUUUGUUAAAGAGGCACAAGAAUGGUUGUAACUCCCAAGCAGUCAAUGGUGUUAUUAGGAGAGCUGCUGAUUUAAUAACUAACCUAGCUCAUGAAAAUAGCUGCAUUAAAACCCGUGUCAGGAUUGAAGGUGGUAUCCCUCCUCUUGUUCAACUGCUUGAGUAUGCUGGUACAAAGGUACAAAGAGCAGCUGCAGGGGCCCUGCGAACCCUUGCAUUCAAAAAUGAUGAAAACAAAACUCAGAUUGUAGCAUGCAACGCUCUACCAACCCUUGUACUGAUGCUUUGGUCUGAGGAUGCCACUAUACAUUAUGAAUCGGUUGGUGUGAUAGGUAACCUGGUCCAUUCAUCCCCAAAAGUUAAAAAAGAAGUUCUCCUAGCUGGAGCUUUACAACCUGUUAUCAGAUUGCUUAGUUCGUGCUGUCCGGAGAGCCAAAGAGAAGCAGCUCUGUUGCUUGGUCAAUUUGCUGGAGCUGAUUCUGAUUGCAAGGUACACAUUGUUCAGAGGGGUGCUGUCCGGCCAUUAAUUGAGAUGCUUCAGUCACCAGAUACACAGCUUAGUGAGAUGUCAGCUUUUGCACUUGGGAGGUUGGCACAGGAUACACACAACCAAGCUGGCAUUGCUCAAGGUGGAGGAAUAAUGCCUCUACUCAAGCUUCUUGAUUCAAAAAAUGGGUCUUUGCAACAUAAUGCCGCUUUUGCUUUAUAUGGUCUUGCAGAUAAUGAGGACAAUGUUGCAGAUAUUAUCAAAGUUGGUGGUGUUCAGAAACUUCAAGAUGGAGAAUUCACAGUUCAACCAACUAAAGAUUGUGUGGCAAAGACAUUGAAAAGAUUAGAGGACAAGAUUCAUGGGCGAGUACUAAAUCACCUGCUAUAUCUGAUGCGGGUUUCAGAGAAAGCUGUUCAAACAAAGGUUGCCUUGGCUUUUGCUCAUCUUUGUGCCCCUGGCGAUCAAAACACUAUUUUUAUCCAUAGCAGUGGUUUAGACUUAUUGAUUGGGCUUCUAGAAUCUACAAGUCUGAAGCAGCAACGUGAUGGUUCGGUAGCCUUGCACAAGUUGGCUACCAAAGCUAUUUCACUCUCUCCUUUGGAUUCUGCUCCUCCAUCACCAAACCCACAGGUGUAUUUGGGUGAGCAAUAUGUAAACAAUCCUACACUUUCUGAUGUCACAUUCUUAGUUGAAGGUAAACGGUUCUAUGCUCACAGAAUUUGUCUUCUUGCUUCUUCGGAUGCAUUCCGUGCAAUGUUUGAUGGUGGCUAUAGGGAGAGGGAUGCUAAAGAUGUAGAAAUUCCAAAUAUUAAAUGGAAAGUUUUUGAGCUGAUGAUGAGAUUCAUAUACACAGGAUCAUUAGAAGUUGAUCUGGAUGUUGCCCAGGAUCUCCUUAGAGCUGCUGACCAGUAUCUUUUGGAUGGUCUUAAGCGUCUCUGCGAGUAUGCCAUUGCUCAGGAUAUUUGUGUGGAAAAUGUUUCUCUCAUGUAUGAGCUAUCAGAGGCCUUUAAUGCUAUGUCAUUGAGGCAAGCAUGCAUACUGUUUAUUUUGGAGCAGUUUGACAAAUUGAGUGCCAAGCCAUGGUACUCCCACCUAAUGAAGUGCAUUAUACCAGAGAUACGCAAUUUCUUCAUUAAUACUCUUUCUAAGCGUAUCCAAGCUGAUUUGCGGCAAACUUAGACAGUUAAGCUUGAAUUUUGAUCUUUGGCUAACUGUUAAGAUGGAAGAUAAAGCAUGUACAGAAAGUUGUAGGUCAUUCAACCUAGUCAUUGAGCAAUCAGGACUGGAUUUUUCAUUGCCUAUUCACCUUUUUGGGGGAGAUCACGUUUCGCUUGUAAACUAUCUAGUUUUCAGUUAGCUUCCUAAAUUAUAAAAAAUUUCAAUUUACACCAAAACCUAGCAAUAGUUUUCACACCUCAUUCAAGUCUGAUAAUUAGAUUAUGUCACUUGAUAAAUCUCUUUUCCCUCUUAGUAGUUAGGGCGCAAAUUGAAAAAUAUAGGUAGUUUUGGGUGUAAAUUUAAAAGUUUUACAACUUAGGGGGUAAAGUAAGAGAUAUGUGGCAGUUUGCGAGUGAACAGUGCAGCUAUUUUUUGGCUAGUCACUCCCAUUGAAGCAGUCACACUUGUGUGCCUCAUUGUUAGUGAUACACACAGAAUGCCGAUAGCAUCGUUGUGAAAUUGUAAGCAUUGGCUUUGGCUGUUCUUUUUGGCUUCGGAGUUUUUACCAAGUCGCGGUACCACCGAGUUGGUUUCACAAGUACCAUCGUAGAAGCAAGCAUGUUAUUCACAAAUGACCAAGCCCGCGGAGGAUUCCUACAAAGAUAAAAUGGUCAAUAUUGGAAGCUGUCGGACCCGAAAGGCUAAAGGACGCACGCUUCCAUGAUUCGGUCGCAGGUAUUCUAUAUCCAGUAGAGGGAGUGCCAGAGAGAAAAGACGUUUAUCUUGCGUACCUAAUUUCUUGCUGUCUUUAUUUUUGGUUCUGCUUGUCACGUGAUAGGUGCGUGGCCAUCAUCGAUUAUAUUAUUAUUAUUAUUAUCCAGCAAAUGGGCUUAUAAUCGUUAAUUCUCGGUCAUUUAAUUCCCUAUAAUUGUGGCAUGAAGAUCACCAAGACUGGAGUCACACCAUCUCUAGGACUUUGAUGUACACCUUAGCAUUAUUAAUUUCUUGACAUGGCAUCUUUAUUAGUCUCAUUUGCAAAUUCAAAUAUAUUUCUUUUGGUAUCAA
Carya illinoinensis is the source of this 3357-nucleotide messenger RNA. Its product is annotated as ARM REPEAT PROTEIN INTERACTING WITH ABF2-like. Bases 160 to 2313 code for a protein of 717 amino acids. Gene Ontology annotation, molecular function: protein binding. The transcript has 19 exons. The record is from RefSeq and is a predicted model, not a curated record. NCBI's taxonomy places the organism in Eukaryota, Viridiplantae, Streptophyta, Magnoliopsida, Fagales, Juglandaceae.